Molecule: messenger RNA, 3645 nt
Organism: Procambarus clarkii (red swamp crayfish)
Lineage: Eukaryota; Metazoa; Arthropoda; Malacostraca; Decapoda; Cambaridae
Product: zinc finger protein 665
Biological process (GO): regulation of transcription by RNA polymerase II
Molecular function (GO): DNA-binding transcription factor activity, RNA polymerase II-specific; RNA polymerase II cis-regulatory region sequence-specific DNA binding
Source: RefSeq, a predicted model, not a curated record
UAGCAGUGCUGCCAACGCCAAGACGACGUCCUAUGACCUCCAGGCACCGAGGUAGUGAGAGGAGGCUGAAUCCUUCCCAAGGUGGCGCCUUCCCACUCUUUUCAUACCUCUGAACCGACCUCCAGCGCCACACCAUGCAUGGCAGAGAGCCCUGGCCCUGGCAGCACCCGCGAGACGCCGUCGACCCACGGAGCAGGCACAAGGCUGGUGCGUAUUUUCAAGUUCAAAUCUUUCGUUAAAGUUGGAUAGAAAAUAUGAAGAUGGCGUGUAUGAAGUAAAGAAGCAUUCAUAGCAGAAUCUCCAACAUGGCAGAGCCCCACCCGCAGUACCCCAAUAAAAUCCACAAGGUUACGCAGACUGGCUUUGAUGGGCCACAGCUGCUCCACCAUCCAACUGCCAAUGUAUAUGGAAAUGUGCAUUUUGAGGACAACACCUUUGUGAAGGAGCAAAAUAAACUACGCACCCAGAUUGAAAUGUGGCUUCAAUCUGGUGAAAAGCCGUACGAGUGUGAUGGAUGCAAUAAAAGGUUUGCACAGAAAAGUCAUCUGAACAGUCACAUGCUGGUUCACACUGGUGAAAAGAAGUUUGAAUGUGACUUAUGUGGUAAAAAAUUCACAAUGGAAAGCCACCUGAAUGGACAUAUGCUAGUACAUAAUACCGAGAAAAAAUAUGAUUGUGAAGUAUGUGGUAAACAGUUUGUUCAGAAGAGCCAUCUCAAUGGCCAUAUGUUAGUACAUAGUGAGAAGAAGUUUGGUUGUGAAAUAUGUGGUAAGCGAUUUAUUCUGGAAAGUCAUCUCAAUAGCCAUAUGCUUGUGCAUAGCGAAAAGAAAUUUGCAUGUGAGCUGUGUAACAAGAGAUAUACUCACAAAAGUCACCUCAACAGCCAUAUGCUUGUACACUGUGAAAAGAAAUUUGAAUGUGAGGUCUGUGGCAAAAGGUUCAUUCAGCGUAGUCACCUAAACAGCCACAGGUUCGUGCACAGUGAGGAGAAGAGGUUUGAAUGUGAGGUGUGCUGUAAAAGGUUCUCUCAAGAAAGUCAUCUCAAUAGCCACAGAAUUGUUCACACUGAAGAGAAAAGGUUUGAGUGUGAAGGAUGUGGGAAACGAUUUGCCCAGAAAAGUCAUCUAAAUAGCCAUCGGUUUGUACACAGUGAAGAGAAAAUGUACGAGUGUAAGGAGUGUGGCAAGCGCUUCACUCAGGAGGUUCACCUCAAUAGCCACAGAUUUGUGCAUAGUGAUGAGAAAAAGUUUGAAAAUCAGGAUUGGGGUAAACGGUUUUCACAAGAAAAUCAUAUAAAUGGGCAUAGAUUUAUUCAUAAUGAACUAAAAAGAUAUGAAUGUGACAAAUGUGGCAAGAGGUUUAUGUUGAAAAGUCACUUGAACAGCCAUAAGUUUGUGCACAGCGAGGAAAGAAAAUUUGAAUGCCUCGAAUGCGGCAAAAGAUUCACUCAAAAAAGCCAUCUCAACAGCCACAGAUUUGUACACAGUGAGGAGAAGCUGUACGAGUGUCCGGAUUGUGGGAAACGCUUUGCUCAGCAGAUUCACCUAAGUAGUCACAGAUUUGUGCACAGCCUAGAGAAAAAAUAUGAAUGCGAAGAGUGUGGAAAGCGCUUUACUCAGGAAAGUCAUCUCAACAGCCAUAGGUUUAUGCACUCAGAGAAAAAGGGGUUUGACUUUCAGGAUUGUACUAAGUUGCUGCCUCAAAAAAAUCAUUUGAACAGCCUGGUUGUGCCAGUAGUGCCAACUGAAGAGAAGGCACCAGUAACUUAUGAGGAGACUGGAAAGAUCUUCACUCCCCAGCCAUACCAACCUGCUUACUCUUACGGUCAUCUUACUGGACAGCUGUCAGACAAGGUUCGGACUCUAUGGCCUCUGUAGCCAAGGUUCGAAGCUGUCUUACAGCUGCUUGGCAAAUAAAAAAAAAAAUGAUUACUGAUCAUGUAAUCAAGCACAUUAUAUGUUUUUGAAUUGUCUCGGUGUUAAUAUUGGGCAUACUCAUAGUGACACUAGUAAGAAUUAGGGAGUAGCUAAGUAAUGUAUAUUGUAUGGGGUAGGAAUACGUCAACACCCACAGACCAAAUCUGUAAACUUGGUGCAUUAUGGUCUAUUUUCUGUCCAUGAGCAAACACGUUUCUUAAAUCUUACCUUGAGUUUACAUUCAUUUAUGUACAGUACAUUGUUGAUAUUUCAGUGAUUUUUUAAUUGUUUCCAAACUAAUUAUAGUAUCACUCAGCUUUAAAAUGAAAUAUAUAUUUUGAUGAAUACCUUAGAAAAUGCUGAUGUGCAUUGUCUCCAUGAUGUAAUAUGGGCAUCGUGUACUGAUUAUAUAGAAGGGUGCAGCUCUUAUGGUUUUCCUUGUUUGCACUCUUAGGUAAUGCAGUAUCCUACUACACUACUCUAGGCAGAGUAUACUAUUCACUUUGCUACCGUGAGUCAGGUAAAAGGGUGCACAACACAUUCCAGUUUCAUCAGAUCCUCCACUCUCUCCCACUCCCAACCCCCUAUGCAAUGUACCUCGCAUGUAGCAUACCUAUUCUGAAAACAUUUUUUAGGAUUGAACUAACUGGUUUCCUUUGCUCUCGAUGAUGGAAUUUAAAUUGUCAGCUGAUGCAAAUUAUAUUUGUAAAUUGCUCAGCAAUUUCAAUCUGUUUUCCAUGUAAGACUGAUAAAGUCAAAGCAAAUUUAGUCUAUUUUAGUUAUCUUUAAAAAAAAAUUCAUACUAAACUAUCAGCGAUAAAUAUGUUGUAUUUUUGGGGAAAGUGCUUGAAAAUGUUGGAAUCGUAUUAGCAUUUGUGCUGCAUUUUAGUGUUCACACAUAGAAUGAACAAUACAUCAGUAACGAGGAGGGCGAGGGUCGCUGCAGUAGCAGCCAUAUUAAUUACAAAUACUGUCUGUAACUAGUAAGUCACAAUACCUUAGCUGAAAAUUAAACACCCAACCCACACAUCUGAAAAUAAAGGGAGUGACAAUGUUUUGAUAUGUCACAAAACUUGAUAAUUGUCCAGGAUGGACCAAAACGUCAUUACUUUAUUUCAAGAUGUGUGUUGGAUAUCUAAUUAGAAACAGUUUUCGUUAAUGAGGACACCAGUAGUGACUUUAUUGACACAUUUAAAUACAAUCAAGGUACAGUAUAUUAAAAGACCUUGUAUUUAUUAUACUUUUUAGUUAACACCUCAUCUAUCUCAUAUGUUUGUGUAAUGUAUGCUUAUAGGCCUUAUUUUGUUAAUAACCUCACUGAUGUCAAAAAUACAUGAUGUUAAUACGGUACUAUGAAACGAUUCAAAAUCAUUCAGCCCAUUCUAACAAGACAGUUCUCGGUACCUUAAGAUAGCCUACCAAUUGUGGGAUCACUCUUAAGAAAUGUCUAUUCUAUCAUUUUUAUAUAUUACAGUACUAUAUUGUACUGUACUAUACAGUACAGUACAUUCCCUGUACUGCUUAAUAUUCUUCAUUUACUCUUUGCCUAUUUUGGCAAGUGCAAGCUAUACCAUUCUACUAUUAGACAUACAGUCUAUUGUGGUUGUGGUUCAAUUUAUAGCUAGAAAGAACUGACUGAGGCUUACUUAACCCUUAAACUGCGCAAAACCUCAUGAUGUCUGACAUUGAGCUCAGUUUUCUAAAUUUUCUGAAACUCUUUCAAAUGUUU